AGAAGUAAUGUAAACAGGUCGUAUUCAAGAAAAACCUGGAAAGGAUUGUGAUCUGGAGUAAAAGGUAGAGGGAACGAGAGAGUGUCUACAAUAACACAAAUUAUGUGACUUGCCAGUGCUUGUGCAGUGUCACAUGUGCUUAUAUCUGCACAAUUAUAAAUGGAAGACAACCUAGUCAGCUUGCGAGAGAGUCAUCAGCAAUCUACAACUUCAUGGAGAAAAAAUCCUCACAGACUGCUGACUGUGGAAGUUGUCAUCUUUCUCUACAUCACUGGUAUAUUACUAGAAAUACCAGUCAUUCAACAGUAUCUAUAUUAUAAAGCCAAACAAGAACUGAAAAUAAAUGAGACAAAGGGAAAUGAUACUGUCUGCAAUCCAUAUUACAAGAACAGCUCAGAAUACAGGUAAAUACUGUCAUUCUUUCAGAAUCAUCUGAUUGUACAUUCAAACCCCGCUUUACAGACACCCGCUCAAUAUGGACACCUCGUUAUUAUGGACAGAUUGCUUUGUCCCUGAAGAAAGCCCUUUCAACCCGCUUAAUUAUGGACAUCUGUUAAUGCAGACAACUGACACUUAUUUCUUGCCCAAUCAACAGAUUCUCAUAGAAAGCCAACCUUGCUAAUGCAUACACUUCAUUAUCAACUGUGUACUGUAACAGACCUUUUCUCUUUGAAUGUGAAAAACCUUCAAUCGAUGCUCCCAACACUACAGUGCACCAGAUAGGAUGAUUUGUAUACAUCAAUUUCAAACUAAUUUUGGCAUCAAACGAUGCCUGCAGAGAACAGUUUUGAUUAGUGAGCAAUAUAAUUUAAUAGAUGAGUGAUUGUUGAGUGUUUCUGUUGUAGUUAAUUUUUUAUCACAGGUAAUUUUUAUAUUUCUUUUGUUUCAACUUCAUAAUUUAGCACACAUUAUCAUACCCAAAAACAAAAGGAAAACAAAAAUUACCUGAGGUUACAAACUAAGUACAACAUUUCCAUGGAUUUAAGCCAUGGAAUGAAAGCUUUGUAAAGGUUACAGUUGUUUAAUUUUAUGAUGCUUAUGUCUUGAUUUAUUACUUUAGUAUUUAUUCAAAUAAAAGGUGUUUUUUGACCUCAAUAACAUGACCCGCUUCAUAAAGACAUUUUUUAUGACCCCUUCAGUGUCUAAUGGAGUUUGACUUAGCAGUAUUUAGAAGAAGGGUGCUCUGGUGGAGAAAGAAUGAGGAGGGAUAUUAGAUCUACUGGAGAAAAAGCCAAGGUCUGAGAAGGACAAACGAGAUAGAGUUUUUUGGAUGGUAAAAAAUGAUGAUACAUGAAUAACUUACAGUUAUUUAAAUACUGGAAUUUACAUCUUUCUGUGAGAGCCUCAAGUGACAUUCAUGUACUUCUAAAUUUCCUUUCUAGCUUCUUCACAAGGGCAUUGAUAAAUGAGUAGAUCAUCAUGUCAUCUUACUUUUAACCCUUCUAAUAGUGACGAACAUCAAUUUUCUCCUAACAAUAGAUAACAUUGUCAAGAGAUAAAAUUAUGAGAAUUAAUAAAAUGAUCUCCAAAGAGAAACUGCCAUGAUCUUUUAUCAAAUUCUCUCAACUAAUUCUUAAUGGAAAUGUAUAGAGAUCAGUUUGGAGAUUUUGCAUGUGGAUAUUGGGGCUUAAAGGGUUAAAUACAACUUGUCAACCAUAGUAUGAAUUUUUCAGGCAAUUUUACAUGUAAGAACUGAGUGAUUAAACAGAUUACCAAAAUUUAAAUUCUUUUGCAGUACAGAUGAAAUGGUACAAAAGAGAGCUUCCCGGUACAUUCUUUUGGUGAACAUAGCUUUGACUGUUCCAGCCAUGUUAACAGCCUGUUUUCUUGGUACUUGGUCUGACGAGAAAGGACGUAAAGGACCCAUGAUCGUAACAUCUAUUGGAAGUUCACUGGCUUCAUUGACUUUUCUACUUGCCAUUUAUUGGAAUCUUCCUAUUUAUGUUUUCAUGAUUGGUAAGUAAUGUCUUGGCACAAAAUCUUCUCAUACUGAUUUUCUCAUUUAUUUUUAAUAAAGCCAAAAAUCAAUCUGUUGCUAAAAUUGACUUUCAUGACUGUCAAAAUAAGAGAAAAUUUAUACAUAAUUUUCUUUUUAAUCAAACUUGCAAGGUCAAAUUGGUUUUAUAAAAAGUGCUUAAACUACAAAACAAGAAGUCGAUCAUAAUUUCAAAUCCCGCCCAGAUCAAUAAUCAUGGUUUUAAAAAGGAUCCAUCUGGUUAGAUCAUGCUAGUCUUGUUCUAAGUCCAUUCUUAUGGUCCUAAUCUCCUAGUACCCAUUACUGGUAAAGUAUCUUUCAAGAACUCCCACCUUGUUCAAUUAAAGAGCAAGGGGAAUCCCCCUGAGGAAGAGGGUCUCUUUAAGUGGACUUGCCGACGCAUAGUGAACAAUGAAAGGUUUUUCAGCCUGUCUGUCCUGAAAAGGGUAAAAGGUAUACAAGACAGAGAUAGAGCAUGUAUUUUGUCCAUUGUUCUGUAAAGCAAAGUAUGAUAGCAUAAAUUAUAUAGUCAUAGGAAUUUUUAGUUUUGUAGUCUUUCCCUACAAGGAUCAGUGUUUCAAACCCUCAGCAACGCCCCUGUAAGGCGUAUAUAACCCAAACUUUGGUCAAUUACCCAACCCUUCACGGGAAUCCCCAUUGUUGAACUCCAAUCAUGGAUAAGCUGGGCAGGGAUCUCACAUGGACCCUUGAUGGGCAUCUCCUUGUCCCAGAAAGCUUAAGAUGGAAUCCACCAGGACAUUGAGUAAUUUUGAUUUUCAGUGGACAGAAAUCCUUCAAAUCAAAAAAUUUCUUAUGGGAGCCUGAAAAAGUGAAUGUCAAAUUUCACAAAAUUACAUUUUACACAUGAAAUUUUCGGAAUUUUACCUGUGUUAUCACAACUCUUGUAAAAUUUGACAUUCAUUUUUGCAGACUUCCAGGAGAAAUUUUCUUUGAUGUUACUACAGAUGAUUUAUUACAUUUUUAGCCCUUGAAAAAUGUAAUGAAUGUUUGUGUCCACUGAAAAUUUAAAUUACUCAUUUUUCUGGUGGAUUCUGCCUUAAAAUCAAAAUCAAAAUUAUUACAACCUUAUUGUAAUCCCAUGAAUGCAUAUCAUUCCAUCUUGCAGCAAGUAGCUUGUCAGGACUUGGUGGAUAUUACCCUACAAUGGUUCUAGCCAUCCUAGCAUAUGUGGCUGACACAUCUCAGCCAGACUCCAGAGCAAUGAGGCUUGGUAUUCUAGAAGCCAUUGCUUUUGUUUGCGGAACGGUGGUGUAUUUCAGCAGUGGAGUAUGGAUCAAGAACUAUGGCUAUGAAUCUGUGUAUUUAGUAAUACUGACAGUACAUCUACUCAACCUUGUUUAUGUGGUUAUUUUCCUGCCUGAAUCAUUACCUCCAGAACUGAAAAAAAACAAUGCCGUCUUCUCUGUUAGUAGCGUCAAGAAUAUUGUACUGGUUUACUUCAAGAAGAGACCUGGACGUUGGGUUUUAUUUAUGCUUUUGAUUUGCACAGUUCUUGUGUUCUUAGCCUCAUUCGUGAUACAAACAUUGUUAGUUCUGUAUGGUAAAAGGGCUCCUCUUUGCUGGGAGUCAUCUAUUAUUGGGUACUUUCUUGGAACAUGGCUUUUCUCAAAGGCUAUUGGAGCCGUGGUAGGAAUCUCACUUUGUUCUCGAUUAGGAAUCAGCAAUUUUGGUGCUAUACAGCUGGGAGUUUUCUUCCUUAUGGGUAACUUGCUGAUGAUUGGACUUUCUAGAACCACAUUGGAGAUGUUUUUAUGUAGGUUUGAUUUGUUUAAUCUUAUGAGUUUGUCUUUCUUGUACCUAAUAACUUUUUUUAUCAUUAAGUUUUUUUUAUUUUUAUUCCAUCAUGGCUGUUGAUGUUUUUUUUUUUCAUUUGUAAAUAACUAAUUAAAAUCAAAGUUAAAGCUUCUCUUGAUAAAUUGAAAACUGAAUUAAAGUACAUUGCAUGGUCCCAACAAGGAUUAAGUCAAAGAAAAAAAAUGGUGUAUUUUUGUUUUAGUGGGUGAAGAUUUCUUUUGUAUAAAAAGCAGUUGAGUAUAAAUGGAUGAUUAAUUUAUAAUUGAUUACUGUAACGUCUUUUGACCUUGCAGCCAAUGUCCUUGCAUUCUUUACUGGAGUUCCACAGCCCUGUAUCAGAGCUGAAAUGUCCAGACUAGUGAACAAGGAAGAGCAAGGUAUCAGGCUCAGUUAACUUUGACAAAAGUCUGCAAUUAUUUUACUUGACUGACCAUGCAGUUUUGGUUGAAUGUCCUUAACAGGGACACCAACAGAAAUACUCAUAUAAUUAUUUUUAUUAGAAUGUGUGUUUAUUGGUUCAGGCUGUGAUGAGGCCUCCCCGAUAGGUUUUUUGGGAUGUGGGAUUUGCCUUAUUUGAGGACAGGGACACAGGAUUGCAAAGCAAAAUUAGGAGAUUCAGGAUUGAACAUAUGCACCAGGGAUGUCAGCUAAGAUUUCAAGUUGCCGGGAUGUACAACAAGUAGGCAGGGAAUCAGACAGCCAGGGAUUUCUUUGGGUUAUAUUUUUCUUCUAUUUUCCUUUGAAAGUAGCUGGGGGCCACAUUUACAGUAGCUGGGGAACAAUCCCAGCCCUCGCCUCUUAAUGACAGCUCUGCAUAUGCACGAGGUGCAGGUUACUGAAAAAAAAAUUCAUAAUCUUCAGGGAGGAAGCUUCCGUCACACAUGGUUUUCAGUGAGGUCCUCACAUCAGGAUAUUGGGAUUGGGUGAAAAUUUGGGUCGGGAUGAAAUAGCUUGUUUUCAAUCUAGGCCGAGUUCUUUGAAGAACAUUACUGCUAUGACCGGUUUAGUUGCCAUGACAACUCAAUGUUCUUUUGACAGAUAAGCCAGGAUUAGUACAUAAUAAUUAACCCAUUCGCCCCUGAACCGCCCGUAACCGCCCGUGCGGAUCCAGGUCCUUUCUACCCAUUGUGACGUCAUCAGUUUUAACGGUCAAGGACAACUUUCUUCGCUAACUUGUGUAGAGUGAAAAGAUCUUUCAAACCAUACCAGAAUGAGCACAAUUUAGUCAAGGACACCGGAGAAACAAGCAAAAAACCACGUGACAUUGACCGGAAAAUCUCCAUGAAAAUCUUGUUCCAUUACCCACCUACCUUUCCUUUCGCCUUAUCCUAAGAUCCUAAAAGCUUUCCUAUAAACUCUUCCCACCAAAAUGAAGCCUACUAAAUGCCCAGCAAGAGAAAAAAAAAAUGAGGCAAGAAAAGCGAAAAAAGAAGGGAGGAGAGAAAGCGAAAAGUAAAAGUCAAGACUGCUGUGUCACUUUUAAACCCAAAAACUAUCUCGAAAUUUUGCUUUCUGCGCAUGCCCGAACUUCGCAAGCUGAUAUUUUGCAUCUGGAUCAGAAGGCCGCGAAGUGUACGACCUGUAAACCGGUUUCUGGUAACUUUUAGCUCUUUAUAGCACGACAGUGACCAGAAAACCACUCGACUAGCUUUAAAACGCGUUUUUCGGCAAAAUCUCCAGGAGCGAAUGGGUUAAAUUUGUCAAUAAUUUAUUCCUGAUUAGUAAAUAAUAAUUCAAUUUUAUAAUUUUGUUUAAAUCUCAAAACUUUUUUACCAUCUCUUUUUCAGGUGCCCUUUUCGCUAUUCUUGCAUCUCUAGAGAGUCUGUGUAACUUUAGCAGUCAGUUGAUCUUCAACCCUUUGUACACAUGGACUGUGACAGAACUAACUGGAGAAUUUGUUGCUGGAAUAACCUUCUUCAUUAAUGCUGGUCUUCUGCUGAUACCUGUGGUUCUUAUUGGGUAGGUACAGUUGUGCUGGAGUAAGGUCUAGGGCUUUCAAUGCAUACGGACGACCAAUGAAACAAGUUGGUUACUUUGCUCAGAGAAGUCAGCUACUUUUUCUAGAAAGAACUAAGGAACAACUAGUUUGAAAAACAUCGUAAAUGAAAGAGGAUCAUUAAAAUAAUCUGAAUGAACUGGUUUUAUGCAAUGCUUUAGAAGAAUGCUGGAAAUCACAUUUUAGGGCUUUGAAAUUUCAAAAUAUUCUGGGGAAGCACGUCCCCAGACCCCUAGAAAAAGGGGACUAACAGCCCCUUUAAUACUGUUUGGUCAGUGAUUUUAUUUUUUUAAAUCAUUUUUUAGGGUAGUCCAGUACCACAGACCUGGCAAACGAAAGGAAUUUUCACCAUUGGUGGACGAUGAAAAUCCUGUUUCAUGA
Molecule: messenger RNA, 6167 nt
Organism: Porites evermanni
Lineage: Eukaryota; Metazoa; Cnidaria; Anthozoa; Scleractinia; Poritidae
Source: the annotation of a GenBank genome assembly